Messenger RNA from Plasmodium yoelii, 801 nucleotides. RefSeq names its product fam-a protein. Lineage: Eukaryota; Apicomplexa; Aconoidasida; Haemosporida; Plasmodiidae. The transcript has 6 exons. The record is from RefSeq and is a predicted model, not a curated record. The coding region runs from base 1 to 801 and encodes 266 amino acids.
AUGAAUAAAUUUUAUAUUCAAAUUGUUUUUUUUCUUUUAACCAUCUCCCUAUAUGUGAAUAAUAAAGCUCUUGCAACUGAGCUUGCUCCAAAAACAUCUACGACAUCUAACUCAACACACCAUUAUUAUACUCCAGAAGAAAUAUAUGAAAAAAACAAGCACUUAUUAUGUACCAAUCCCGAAGAAACUAUAAAUGCAGAAAAUCUUAUGAACGAAGCUGUAACACAUUUAGAGUAUCAUGCUAAAAGUGAUGAUGGUUAUGAACUAUAUGGAAAUAAUCAUUACUCCCGUAUGUUUUUUUAUAAAAAAAAACAUAAAGACCAUACAGAUGUUCUAAAAAUUACUUUUAAAGUGUAUGGUUCCGAUAUGUAUAAUCAAGUAGUAAACAUGUUUUGGGAUCCCGAUCAUGCCACUUUUAUUAAUACGGACUCUGUUAAAAUUGCCCGUGUAUACACUCCAAAUUUAAUAAUUAUACUACAACGUUACAAAAAAAAAUUUGGACACCGCCAGAAAUAUUUUCAUGCUUUAGCUACAAAGGUUGAGAUAUCAGAAGACGCAACUAUAAUUGCCUAUUCGUCAGCAGAUAUAAAUGAUCACAACAGUAAAAAUGAAAAAUACUAUCAAAACGAAAUAAUAGAAAACGCAAAUUUAUUCAAAACUGACAUUGAUUCUGAAGAUGAUAUUAAAAAUGGAAAAUUAAAAAAAACUUUUGUUAACUUAGCUGGGUACCUCAUUGAAAAUAAAGACAAAUUUGUUAAUAUCACCUAUGUCGAAUCUAUUAAUGGACAUGCUUCCUUUUAA